Molecule: messenger RNA, 1428 nt
Organism: Diaporthe amygdali
Lineage: Eukaryota; Fungi; Ascomycota; Sordariomycetes; Diaporthales; Diaporthaceae
Exons: 1
Coding region: 1-1428 (475 amino acids)
Source: RefSeq, a predicted model, not a curated record
AUGAGGUUUUCAAUUGACCCGCGGCCUCGUCCGCUGUCCUCCAUCACAUCAUUACAAAAAAUAUUAUUGUGCCUGAGCGCAUCCAUACAGCUUGCGCAAGCCGGCCCGUAUCCAAAAGACGACCUACAUGACACACUUGGCUCCGGUUUCUUAGUCGAUCGCAGCUGCGCAACCUAUUGUGGCGUCGACAAUCAAUACUGUUGCGCAGAAGGGCAGGCCUGCACAACCAAUGCGGGCAUAGCCGGAUGCACCGACACUGCUCUCGGCGGUGGCUUUGGUAUUUACACCACCACGUGGACAGAGACGGACACGUACACGAGCACCAUCUCGAGUUACUACCCUGCAACCACUGGGGACAACGGCGCCGCAUGUGUGCCUCCAGAAGGCUCUGGCCAGAAGGCAUGUGGCUCCAUCUGCUGCGCUAGCUGGCAGUACUGUGCCUAUGACGGCCAAUGCAGUGGAGGAGUCGCAGGGGGCGGAGGAGCCACAACAACCGGUGGCAGCAUGGUUUCGACUACCAUCACCACAAGUGGAACUACCAUCACCACUCAGUACAGCGCGCCCUACCGGGUCACCAGCGGCACAACUGGGACCGGCACGACUACCUCCACGGGAACGAUUGAGAGCGCGACAUCGACAGGCAGCGGCAAUGGAACUGCCGUAACCACCGGGGGGAACUCCCUGAGCGGAGGUGCCAUCGCCGGCAUCGUUAUUGGCGUCAUUGCCGGAGUCGUCAUCCUGCUCGCCAUCUGCGCCUGCUGUAUCAUGCGCGGUCUUUGGCACGGCCUGCUGGCCAUCUUUGGACUCGGUCCCGGGAAGAAGAGGAAAUCUCGCAGCCGUGACGAGACCAUCAUCGUUGAAGAGGAACGCUACUCCCGGCACGGCAGCGCCGCUGCUCAUUCCAGACGAGACACACACGGCGGCUGGUUUGCUGCGAAGCCGCCGAGGUCAGCGGCAGGCAGUCGUCGUGCCUCAGGUGUAUCGGAGAAGAGGAGGGAAUCAUCAAGCAACGCGGGGUGGUGGGGUGCAGGCGCACUGGGCACAAUGGCCCUGUUGCUGGGCCUUCGACGAGACAAGAAGCGCAAGGAGCAGGCGAAGCGGGCGUCACGGCCGAGAAGCGAUGUGAGCAGUAGCUACUUCUCGGACUCGUACACGGCCAGCAGCCCCAGUGAGUUCUCCUCAGACUACACUUACUCCAGUGUUUAUACGCGUCCUCCGCAACCCCACGCUCCUCCAGUCCAGGUCCAUCGGGGCCCUCCUACCGUGCACUCGGCAUCGGGAGCCGGUAGGGAGAGGGAUGACUAUUUCAAAUCUAACGUGCCACCCGAAUAUGCAGGCUCCGCGAGCUCUGGUGGUAGGACACGAGAUACACGCCGCAGCCGUCGGACGGAGACGACACGCAUCUCGCGAGCUCCGUCCAGGCGGUGA